Molecule: messenger RNA, 3943 nt
Organism: Conger conger (European conger)
Lineage: Eukaryota; Metazoa; Chordata; Actinopteri; Anguilliformes; Congridae
Product: collagen alpha-2(VI) chain-like
Exons: 28
Coding region: 188-3232 (1014 amino acids)
Source: RefSeq, a predicted model, not a curated record
UCUUGCCGAGAGACUGAGAGAAUACUCCUGCACCGGGAUCGUUUUCACCACUCCCUGACUCCCGUUUUCUGGAGUUUAAGUGCAUUUUCCUUGAUUUGUCCGGGAUGUGUAAAUGAAAGCGUGUCCAGUUUACGGUUUCUAAACAUUCCAUCUCCUUUUCUACGGCAGAGCAGGCGAAGACUCAACAAUGAUAUCAAAGGUAAUCCUUCUAUGCCUCCUGUAUGGAGUGGUUACACAAGGACAGCUGGUUCGACCGACCCCUGAAUGCAACAGAAAGAUUGAUUGUCCCAUCCAGCUGUACUUUGUCAUCGACACGUCAGAGACCAUUGCCUUGCAGGAGUCCCCGCCUGGCAGCUUGGUGGACAGCAUCAAGCAGUUUACCGAGCAGUUUGCCAGGAAGCUGGAUGUUGUGGACUUCAAGGGCAUGGUGCAGAUUACAUGGUCCCUGGGUGGACUCCAUUUCUCCCAGAGGCGGGAGAUCUUCAGUCCAAUAUCCAGUAGGGAAAACUUCAUCGAUGGUCUGCGAGAUAUUGUUUACCUGGGCAAGGGCACUUUCAUUGACUGUGCCCUGACCAAUAUGACCGUGGAGAUUACCCGCGCCACCCCCUUAACGAAAGUAAUUCAAUUUGCGGUGGUGAUCACCGACGGUCAUGUGACCGGCAACCCCUGUGGUGGGAUCAAGGUGGCAGCGGAGCGUGCAAGGGACGAAGGGAUCAAGAUAUUUUCCGUGGCGGCGACCAAAAACGUGGAAGAGACGGGGAUGAAGGAGAUCGCCAGCUCUCCAUCUGACGUCUAUCGCAACGCCUUCCUGGCAGUCGACCUCAGCGUAUCGCCCCCAAAAAUUAUGACUUCAACUAUCGACAAAAUCAUCAAAACUAUGACCCAUGUGGCUUUCCAGGAGUGUUAUGCAUUGAAGUGCCUGGAACACCCAGGCCCCGACGGUCCAAAAGGCCACAGAGGGAACAAGGGAGCGAAAGGUGACAGCGGUGGUCCUGGGCCAAAAGGUGACAGAGGACAAGCGGGUGACCCUGGUAUCGAAGGUCCUAUUGGCCAUCCUGGUCCAAAGGGUGAACCUGGACACAAAGGAGAAAAGGGUGAAUUGGGAACUGCAGGCAGGAAGGGCGUGGCUGGUCUCGCGGGACGCAAUGGGACUGACGGUCAAAGGGGAAAGAUAGGCCGCAUUGGAGCUCAUGGCUGCAAAGGGGACCCAGGUGACAAGGGACCUGACGGCUAUCCAGGAGACGUUGGUGACAGUGGUUUGACUGGAACUGAAGGAGAAAAGGGAGAUCCUGGCCGCCCUGGGACCUCAGGCCCACCGGGCCCGGCAGGAGAAUCUGGACCAAAGGGUGAGAGAGGCAAUCCUGGAUCACCUGGAAUUCCUGGGGAAAAAGGACCUGCAGGGACAGAAGGGGGACCUGGACCAAAAGGCGAACCUGGAAGAAGAGGAGACUUUGGACCAAAGGGGAAAAUGGGACCUAAUGGAAAAAAAGGAGAGACGGGUGAACCUGGAGCAGAGGGACAGAGGGGACUCGGAGGUGAACUUGGAAACAAGGGAGCAAAGGGAGACCCUGGUUUGCCAGGGCCAAGGGGGCCCCCAGGAGACCAGGGAGAGAGAGGGAAAAAUGGUUCUGCUGGAGAUGCUGGUGAAGCUGGACCAAGGGGAGAUUCUGGUCCCCCAGGACCCGAGGGUGACCCAGGAAGAUCUGGGUUCAGCUAUCCCGGGCCAAGAGGACCCACGGGUGACCGGGGUGACAAAGGAUCCCCUGGACCCCGAGGGAGCAGAGGUGACUGUGGACAAAAAGGAGAACCUGGUCCGAAAGCUGAUCCAGGUGAACCGGGAGAGCCAGGACCUGAGGGUGAGCCUGGUCUAAGAGGUUCCAGAGGAGACCCCGGAGAAGAUGGCGGUCCUGGUCCUGAGGGUGACCCUGGCCUUACUGACUGUGAUGUCAUGAACUACAUCAGAGAAACCUGUGGCUGCUGUGACUGCGAGAAGCGCUGUGGAGCUCUGGACAUCGUCUUUGUCAUCGACAGCUCAGAGAGUGUGGGGCAGACUAACUUCACUCUGGAGAAGAACUUCGUCAUCAACACCAUGAACAGACUGGGCUCCAUGGCAAAAGAUCCCACUUCUGAAACAGGAACCCGUGUGGGUGUGGUGCAGUACAGUCACAGCGGAACUUUCCAGGCGAUUAGGCUCAGUGACCCGACGAUAGACUCCCUGUCGGCCUUCAAAGACGCUGUCAAGAAGCUAGAGUGGAUUGCGGGAGGGACCUGGACUCCCUCUGCCCUCAAGUUCGCCUACGACAACCUCAUCCGGGACAGCCGGCGUUCAAAGGCGAAAGUAACCGUAGUGGUGAUCACGGACGGCCGCUUCGACCCGCGCGAUGAUGACAAACUGCUAACGUACCUCUGCAACGACGCCAGCCUCGACGUCAACGCCAUCGGCAUCGGUGACAUGUUCGACCAGGCUGGCGAGGACGAGAGUCUGAAAUCCAUUGCCUGCCAGAACAAAAACCACACAAUGACCAUGAGACGCUUCGCUGACCUGGUGGCCGAGGAGUUCAUCGACAAGAUCGAGGACGUCUUGUGCCCUGAUCCCAUAACCAUCUGUCCUGAUCUCCCCUGCAAGUCAGAGCCGUCCGUUGCCGGCUGCGUCCAGAGGCCCGUCGAUCUCGUCUUCCUGCUGGACGGCUCGGAGCGCAUGGGUGAGGAAAACUUCAGGCGAGUCCGUAGCUUCGUGGAGAACGUGGCGCACCGCCUGAUGCUGGCGAACAGUGAUGACGACACGGAGCACGCCCGCAUAGCGCUGCUCCAGUACGGCAACGAGAACGAGCAGCGCGUGGCCUUCCCCCUCUCCCACAACAUGACCGCCAUCCUCGGCAGCCUGUCCCGAAUGUCCUACAUCGACUCCUCCUCCAACGUGGGCACGGCCAUCAUCUACGCGGUCAACCACGUCGUCAUGGGAGGCCAACACCGCCUGGCCAGGCGCAACGCGGAGCUGUCCUUCGUCUUCAUCACGGACGGCAUCACUGGAAGCAAAAGCCUGGACGAGGGCAUCAAUUCCAUGCGCAGGGCAGAGGGCGUUCCCACGGUGAUCGCAUUGGGCAGCGACGUGGAUCAGGAGGUACUGAAGAAGCUUGCACUGGGGGACGAGUCGGCCAUUUUUAGAGGGCAAGACUUCUCGGACCUCUCAAAGCAAAGCUUCUUUGAGCACUUCAUCAAGUGGAUAUGUUAAAAAGAUCCUAUCGGGUUACCAGGAAUGGGAGGGGGGGCAGGUAUUUUCUGUACGUCUAAAUUUUACAUAAUUUCAAAACAGUUGUCUUUUUAGUUGUUUCCACAGGCUUUCUGGGGUUAUGAAAGUCAGUUGAAUAAUGUAUUCUCAUCAAGGUGCUAAUUGUAGUGGAAUUUUUUUGUGUUACCUUUUUAUAUCAUUGUAAGAACCAUCCAUAAAUUUCACAUAAUCUUGUGAAAAAAAAGUGAACACCCAACUAUAUCUGACAUAUCAUAUACAGCUCUGGUUCCUUUUUUCUCUUUGCUGAUGAUUCAGUUGAGACCAAACACACCACACCCAAGUCACUGACAUUCGCUUGGAAAUUAACUAGUUAAUAGUCAUAGGUUUAAAGUAUACACUGAAACAGACCAGUCACAUCCAUAGCUUUUAAUUAAAUAAUUAAGGGGACUGUUAUACUAUUCUGCAGACUGGUGCAUUCACACACAAUAGAAUGUAAUGGAGUGUUGUCAAACAACAUUAAAACAUUUUUUUUAUUUUUUUUUACAAAAUGUAGGCACAGUAAUGUAAGUGACUGUCCUUAGCACUAUCAAUUUGAAUUUGUCAAUCUGUAAAAUGAAGAUAACUUUAUAAUAUCAAGCAAUUUUGCAGAUGCCGCUCAACACGAGCCCUUUAACAUCAGAUUGCAAGGUCAAUAAAACGAUCUGUGGUAAUAAA